Molecule: messenger RNA, 3076 nt
Organism: Pseudomassariella vexata
Lineage: Eukaryota; Fungi; Ascomycota; Sordariomycetes; Amphisphaeriales; Pseudomassariaceae
Exons: 3
Coding region: 412-2964 (850 amino acids)
Molecular function (GO): zinc ion binding
Source: RefSeq, a predicted model, not a curated record
CUCUGGCUGUGUCGCAUCACUUGUUAGUGGCACCAGUGCACCACUGCAACCCGAAAGUCACAAUCUAGAUUGAGCAUCAUCCAUUCCAACAACUCCGCUGCAGAAUCACCUGAGCACCUUCCGUACCUACCCUGCCGUGUCGUUCUUCCUUUCGCUUCCGCUUCAUCCUCUUUCGACUUUGAGGAUUCUCUUUGACUUCUUCUCCGCCCUGAAGACUCUCUUGUGUAUAUUUCCACAAUUCACUUUGGUCGCAAGCUCUGUUAACGCCCGAUUACGAAUGGUGGCGCCCCAAAUUGACAGGCUGAAUCGCCAGUACCCGUACAUUGAAAUAACGUUAGAACUCGGAACUCGACAGCAGAGCAUCGAUUCCGCAACACCCUCGUUCCCGAACAUUCACGAACCGACGCAAACAUGCGUCCCCCGAGGAUCGCUAUCCUCGUCCUCUUCUUCGCCGCCUGCCUGUUCCUCCUUUGCCGCUCCAUUACUUCAGUUGGGCAAGCCGGUCCCACUGCAACCGUCCCAGCAGCCAGCCAGCAGCAGUCAGGCUUCCGAUCCUUCUUUUCCUUCUCAGCGCCCUUCACGCUUUUCCCACCAAAUGCCAUCAUAACAAUUGCCAACGACAACAGUACGUCUUUCGCCGCGCGACCCGCUGCCUUUGGACCCCCGCUUCCGACGAAAGGUCUCGAUGGUCAAUUAUGGAUAGGCAGUGGUUUCACCGAGGAGUCACUGCAGGAUGGCGAAGGCGAAGGGGAGCUCGGCUGUAGUGAUGUGCCCGGAUGGGACGAUGGAACCAAUAAUGCAGCCUUGAAGACGGCAUCCAAGGAAGUCAAGUCCAAGUCCAAGUCCCCGUCAGGUACUGCUGCGAGCAAGACCAAAAGCCUCAAGCGCGACGAUGACUCCAAGAGUCCUAUGGUAGAUCGAACCGCCGCGUCCGAUUCGAAAUCGAAGACCAAGGAAAAAUCAGUAGACGACGGCACCGACGACUAUUUACAAGACGGUCUAGAAACGUCACAGAAAUCCCAGACCGAUGCUAAUAGCCUAUCAGGCUCUGGCCAUGCCGAUAUUCAAUCUAUCCAGGAGGGGGCCGAGAUUGCCGGCAAGAUUGUGCUUCUGAGUCGCGGCGGCUGCGGAUUCUUGGAGAAGGUCAAGUGGGCACAAAGACGAGGUGCUGUGGGCUUGAUCGUGGGUGACAACCAGCGAGGCGGUCCGCUCAUACAGAUGUUCGCCCGUGGUGACACAUCAAAUGUGACCAUACCCUCCAUUUUCACAUCUCGUACUACGGCAUAUCUGCUCUCUUUGAUGAUGCAGCCUGGAAGCUAUAUUGAGGACAUAAUUGAUGAGAACGGAAAGCCCUCGCUGCAAGUUCAACACUCGGAUAAGGCCCGUAAGAACAAAAAGACUACAGCCACGGCCGUCGUUCCUAAGGCUACUGCUACGCCCAAAGCCAAGGCUUCAGCGGCGAAGAACGCUCCCUCAACGACUGGUGACCCUGCCGGAUCAGAACCUCGCAGCCAAAGCUGGUUCGCUCAAAUAUUUAGCUGGCAUUCGAGCUCUGACUCUGCUGAUAGGAGCCGGCCGCCUAACAGUGGUCAGCACGACUGGGUCCUGGUAGAGGAUUUUUCUGACGAAAAGGACAAGAUUAUCAGAAACAGCCUCGAGAAGGCAUCAAAGUCCGAAACGGAAAAGGAUUCAAAAUCAAGCUCCAAACAAUCAAAUGGCGAUGGAUUCCAGAUUGGUGUCGAAGACUGGCGGGAUCCGGACUUAGUAGGAUCCCAGGGCCCUUCCAAGGGCAGCAAUAAGCCUUCAGAGAAGUCCGGUCAAAGCACUACGAGCAAACAGGAUAUCAAGAGUUCCAAAGACCCUAACGGUCCAAAAGAUAAAAGCAUCACAAAGACCAAGUCUGACAAGACCGACUCCAAAUCCAGCGGUCAUGGCGGGCUUCUUGCCAAACUUUUUGGUGAUGACGAUGGUGCAGACUUUUCCCAGACCGAGCUGCACCCUCCUCCCAUCAACACACCCAUUAUUGAGAAGCCGGCACCUGGCGAGAAUGGCCCUUCUCCCCCUGAGGAACGCGAAGGCCUUUGGGUUAUUAUCACGCCUUCGAGUGGCGCUAGCCCCUUCUUUGAUACGCUCUUAGUUUUGGUUAUCAGCCCACUGAUUACCUUGACUGUGGUAUAUGCGCUCCUCAUUCUGCGAGCGCGUAUUCGCCGUCGGAGAUGGAGGGCUCCCAAAUCCGUUGUGGAGAGACUUCCGGUUCGAACGUACCAUACUGUGGCGUCCACCCCGAGCCCUUCUCCCAGAUUGCAGUCUCCCUCGCCUCCAUCCCCGACGACACCAUUAUUACAGAGUCAACAUGGUCCUUCGAGGCCUAGACCGCGCUCCAGGACGACUACAGGUGUUCCGUCAGCGGGAGACUUGCUACAGGUCAACUCCAGUCUACAGAUACCGAGGUCGCCCACACGAGGGGAGCACGAGAAGACCAUAUCAAGCGAGUGGAAGAAGUACAUGGGCCGACAGGUCGAAUGUGUUGUGUGUCUUGAGGAAUAUGUGGAUGGCGUUAGCCAGGUUAUGAGUCUACCUUGUGGCCACGAAUUCCACGUAGAUUGCAUCACCCCAUGGUUAACAACCCGGCGACGUACCUGCCCCAUCUGCAAAGGUGACGUGGUAAGGUCUUUGGCUCGAGGUUCAACGUCGAGCCCACGAUAUGAGCCGUAUCGCGAUGACAGUGAUGACGACUUCCUGGCCCAAGGAUCAAGCUCGUCAGCUAAUCUGUCGCCCCGUUCAGCUUCGCGGCAAGAUGAUGGAUCAGACGUGGAGCAAGGCAUCUUGUCACCUGCACCCCGUAGGGCGCACCGGCAGGUCCCCCAAGAAGGCUGGCUGGGCAUACUCUCGAACGGUUUUCGAAAUGCGACGUCGUCGCGUCCACGGUCUAGUGGUGAAUCGGAAGAGGACCGGGCCAGAUGACAUGGAGUCCGACGGUGUUAGACGCAUCACAUAUGACUAUUUGCGAUACCACAUACAUUUACAAACGGCGUUCGACUAGUGCCAUGUCUUCAUCUUCUCAUUGUGGCACCCA